CCUUUUAACGUGUUCGUUUAUUCGUAUUGUGUGAUCGCGUAUCGUAUGUGCGUGUGUUAAAAUACCUUCACCGCGUCGGAAACGUCGAAGGAUGGAGACGGACGAAGUGAACUCUGGUGACCUUUUUGGAGAUGCCGAUCAACGACGAUUGUCGCAAGGCCGUGUUCCCGUUCCUGUCCAAGCCGCGCAUCCAAGCGGCCUGCUGCAAGGAGUUUUCUCAACCCAGGAGCAGUAUAGUGGACGCCGGGAAGGAACUGCAUUCGCGCCGCCGCCAUCGCUGCCAGGUCCAGCGCCAUCGUUUUUCACUCCAGCGCCAUUGCAAGCGCCCGCGCCAUCGCAGGCGCCCGCGCCAUCGCAGGCGCAACGUCUGGAGCAGCAUGAUGACCCGAUGCUGAAAACGUUAAAUUUGCUUCAACAGCAAAUGGCCCAGCAACAGAAGAUUCUGAAUGAGUUUUUGCAGCAACGCCUUAUAAGUCACGGCGCUGCAACAACCAGUUUUAGUCAUGAACAAAUAAUUGAUUCCUUGUCUCGAAAUAUUUCAGAGUUCCGGUUCGAUACGGACACGGGAAUCACGUUCAAAAACUGGUACUCACGCUACGUAGACUUGUUCCAGAAAGAUGCUGCUAGGAUCGACGAUGCUGCGAAAGUCCGGUUAUUGCUGCGGAAACUGGGAGCUGCCGAGCAUGACCGUUAUUUGAGUUUCAUCCUGCCAAGCCGCCCGUCCGAUUUUUCGCUCGAGCAAACGGUGGAAAAGCUGUCAACCCUCUACGACUACCAGGAAUCGCUGCUGAGUAAGCGAUUCAGAUGCCUGCAGUUAGUGAAGAAGCGGAACGAAGACCAUCUAAGUUAUGCCUGUCGAAUCAACAAGGCGGCCGUUGAAUUCGAGCUCGGCAAGCUCAACGAGGAGGACUUCAAGUGCUUGCUAUUCGUCUGUGGUAUGAAGGACGAGACUGAUGCAGACAUACGAACACGCUUGCUGGCAAAAAUAGAGGACCAUAGCAUGACGUUGCAACAGCUAGCCGCCGAAUGCAGUAGAUUGGGAAAUUUAAAAAAAGAUAGUGCGAUGAUCGAGACACCGGGAAAUGAUCGAGUUUUGGCAGUGAACCUGAAAACGCCCUACCCUCAGAAAAAGUUUCCAAAUGCCUCAAAAGCGAAUCCCAGCAAACCAUGUUGGCUCUGCGGAGGUACACACUGGGUGCAUGACUGCAGAUAUCAAGCACACCAGUGUACGAUCUGUUCCAGAACGGGACACAAAGAGGGUUUCUGCAAAACAGCAAAUCGCCAGAAGUAUAAUAAGCCGAAAUAUAAAAAGCAAGGCAAAACACAGACCAGAGUAGUUACGGUGAACGUGCAUAGUGUUCAGAAACGCCGCAGAUAUGUCACUAUUGCAAUGAAUGGCACGCCCGUCCGUCUGCAGCUUGAUACGGCAUCUGACAUCACAGUCAUUGAUCGUGAAGCUUGGAAAAAGAUUGGCAGUCCGACAUUAUCACCACCGGCAGUGGUUGCACGAUCAGCUUCUGGCACUAAUUUGGCACUAGACGGGGAAUUUGUAUGCAAAGCCAGUGUAGGCAAUCAGACCAAAGAAGCUACAAUUACUGUUUCCCCGACACGUUUAAUGCUUUUAGGUGCUGACCUCAUCGAUCUUUUUGCUCUUUGGUCUUUACCAAUAGAUAAUUUCUGCUGCCAAGUACGAGGUACUAAAUUCACGUCGCAAAGAACGUGGCAAGAACGUUUUCCUAAAGUAUUCCAAGGAACCGGACUUUGUAAGAAAGGAAACGUAUCUUUUGCUAUAAAAGAAAAUAGUCGCCCUGUGUUUCGCCCUAAACGACCAGUGGCUUACGCCGUACAAGAAGCAGUAGACCGAGAGCUAGAUCGACUUCAGGGCAUAGGAGUAAUAACUCCAGUGAAGUUUUCACAAUGGGCAGCACCGGUCGUUGUAGUAAAAAAAGCAAAUGGUGCCAUUCGCAUAUGUGGAGAUUACUCCACUGGCCUCAACGAUGCGCUACAGCCAAAUGAUUACCCGUUGCCUUUACCGGAUGACAUAUUUUCAAAGUUGGCUAAUUCAAUAAUUUUCAGCAAGAUAGACCUAACCGAUGCUUUUCUGCAAGUGGAAGUCGAGCCGCAGUACCGCCCACUGCUUACAAUAAAUACGCAUCGCGGGUUAUAUCAUUAUAACCGCCUUCCACCAGGAGUUAAGGUCGCUCCAGCUGCGUUCCAGAUGAUCAUGGACAAAAUGUUAGCCGGUCUAAAUAACGUUUCUGGAUACCUGGAUGACAUUAUAGUCGGGGGCACUUCAGAAAAAGAGCACGACGAGAUUUUAGCCAAAGUAUUCCAACGCAUUCAAGACUUUGGAUUCACGAUUCGUGUUGAUAAAUGCGCAUUUAAAAUGCAGCAAAUAACAUAUCUCGGACACGUAAUUGAUCGUCGUGGACUAAGGCCUGAUCCCGCAAAAAUCCAGGUUAUCAAAAAUCUUGCUGAACCAACAGAUGUCACCGGUGUUAGAUCCUUUUUGGGUGCAAUCAACUUCUACGGGAAGUUUAUACCAGACAUGAGAAAGUUGAGGCAUCCUUUGGAUAAUUUACUCAAGGCAAAUACUCCAUUUCAUUGGUCGUCGGAAUGUAAACGGGUUUUCAGAGAGUUUAAGACGAUUUUAUCGUCAGACCUACAAUUGGCUCACUACGAUCCGCAAGAAAAGAUUGUGAUCUCGGCGGACGCAUCAUCAAUUGGCCUUGGGGCAACUAUAAGCCAUCUGUACCCCAAUGGUCUCAGACGUGUAGUACAACACGCUUCUCGUGCCCUUACUGAGGCAGAACGUCAGUACAGCCAGAUCGAUCGAGAGGGACUAGCGAUCAUUUACGCAGUAAAAAAGUUCCACAAAAUGAUUUUUGGUAGGCAUUUUACGCUUCAGACUGAUCAUCGACCUCUACUGCAUAUAUUCGGAUCGAAGAAAGGCAUCCCAAUAUUUACUGCUAACCGUCUUCAGCGUUUCGCGCUUACUUUGCUGGCCUACGAUUUUAACAUUGAGUACGUGCGCACCGACGAUUUCGGAAAUGCUGAUUUGCUCUCACGACUCAUUAACACGCACACCAAGCCAGAUGAAGACUGUGUUAUAGCAAGCGUGAACUUGGAAGAAGACAUUAAAUCGGUGGCAAUAAGCGCGCUUGAUUCACUACCGCUGAACUUUGCUGAUCUCGCCAGAGAAACAAAACGAGACCCACUUCUGAAAAAGGUGUCAGUUUACAUCAGCGAAGGCUGGCCCAGAAACGCAGCGUUUACCGAUGAGCUUGCUCGUUUUAAUGCCAGGAAAGAUGCACUAACAACCGUAGAGAAUUGCAUUCUUUUCGGUGAGAGGGUGGUAAUCCCUAAAAAGCUACAACAAAAAUGUCUUCAGCAGGUGCAUCAGGGCCAUCCAGGAGUGCAGCGUAUGAAAGCGUUAGCUAGGAGUUUCUUUUAUUGGCCUACAAUAGAUGCUGACAUCGAGGAAUGGGUGAAGACAUGUCACCCAUGUCAAGCAGCUGCCAAAUCACCCGCACAUUCCGCUCCGGUACCAUGGCCGAGGGCAGCAGGCCCAUGGCAACGUUUACACGUCGAUUUUGCGGGCCCACUAGACGGUGAUUAUUACUUAAUUGUCGUAGAUUCGUUUUCUAAAUGGCCCGAAAUAAUCCGUACCAGUAAUGUUACAGCGAAAGCUACUAUAGCCAUGUUACGCUCACUUUUCGCUCGUUUUGGAAUCCCGAAAACGUUGGUAUCGGACAACGGUACGCAGUUCACCAGCGAGGAGUUCGGACUAUUCUGCGACCGCAAUGGCAUCGAACACAUCACAACGGCCCCCUACCAUCCGCAAUCUAACGGGCAAGCUGAAAGAUUUGUGGACACUUUCAAGCGAACAGUCAGAAAGAUAUCUGUGGAUGGUACCUCACUACAAGAAGCGCUGGAUACAUUCCUACUAGUAUAUCGAAGUUCGCCAAACCCUUCGUUAGGAAAUGCUAAGUCACCGGCGGAUAUCAUGUUGGGAAGGCAAAUGCGCACAACUUUAAACCUGCUCCGUCCACCAAGUCCUGAAACCAUUAGUAUGGAAAACGAACCGAAACCAAGCAGACAGUUCCAACCCAACGAUCUAGUCUAUUUUAAACGCUUCGCAGGUAACGGAUGGAGAUGGGUAGCUGGUACAAUUGUUAAGCAAAUAGGUCAUGUCAUGUAUAUGAUUGGAACGGAUGAUCAGAAAAUGUUUAGAUCUCAUAUUAACCAGAUACGCAAGCGCUACGAGAGGCAUCAUCACGUUCCGGCUUCGGUCACCCAUCGUAAGCUGCCGAUAGAUGUUUUGUUGGAUACUUGGCAGCUAACACCGCAACCAUCUACUGGCACGUCCCGCAUACCACCACAGCCAGUCGACCCCGAGCAUGUGGACAUCUCUGUGUCCCCUCAUCAGCCGUCAUCCGAGACCAACGGUCCUUAUGUUCCCGCUACAUCGCCAGCGACAUACACACGCCCGACGACACGACCUGUUCCAUCGUGUGCUUCGGCCCAGGUGCCACGACGGUCUUCUAGAGUUAGAAAACCGCCCAGUCGGUUCGACGUGUACCGUCGGUUUUAAAAAGAGGGGGAGAUGUUAGAUGAAAGAAUGCAGCCAGCUGCUCGCGUGCUCUCUCUGCAGUAAGCCGCUCUUACUGCAGUUGACGAGCCGUGAGCGCCUGAGAGCGAUCGGUCGGGGUGGAUCGUUCGGCUGCUGCGCGAAGAGCAGAAGACACUUCGCAUCGGGGCAGCGCGGCGUACACAACUAAGCAAUAAAGCAUCCGUUAAGUUUAUAACUAUAUUUAUGUUCGUGUGUGUAUUGUCCAUUGUCGCAUAUAGCCACUAACGGACGUAAAAUUUACAUAUGCCCAUUUUGCCCCAGGGCUAUGCCCAUUUUACCCCGCGUGUCAAAAUAGCUUCUCGUAAAACAUCAACUUUUAUUUUACACUGUUUUCAUGAUUUUACACAUCUCCACACUCAGCGUACGACAUCUUCCCUG
Anopheles coluzzii is the source of this 5011-nucleotide messenger RNA. RefSeq lists its product as uncharacterized. Bases 92 to 4594 code for a protein of 1500 amino acids. Lineage: Eukaryota; Metazoa; Arthropoda; Insecta; Diptera; Culicidae. The transcript has a single exon. The record is from RefSeq and is a predicted model, not a curated record. Gene Ontology annotation, biological process: proteolysis; DNA integration. Gene Ontology annotation, molecular function: nucleic acid binding; aspartic-type endopeptidase activity.